Messenger RNA from Odobenus rosmarus divergens (Pacific walrus), 1194 nucleotides. It is a transcript of the gene AADACL2, whose product is annotated as arylacetamide deacetylase-like 2. Gene Ontology annotation, molecular function: carboxylic ester hydrolase activity. Gene Ontology annotation, cellular component: membrane. Lineage: Eukaryota; Metazoa; Chordata; Mammalia; Carnivora; Odobenidae. The record is from RefSeq and is a predicted model, not a curated record.
AUGGGGUUCAAAGCUCUCUGUUUGGGGCUGUUUUGUGCUCUCUCUGCCUCUUGUAUGUCUAUUACCGUACCGGGCGACAUUGAAGAAUACUGGGAAGGCACGUUAGAUACAUUUGCUAAAACUUGCCCAUUUAUAGCUAUGUGUUUUGACAGUAUAGGUAUUAUGAAAUAUGAAGAGCUUAUUUCCAUGAUAUUGAGGCUGGACCAUACCCAACCUGUUUCCGAUGAGUAUGUCACAGUGAUGGAUACAGAAUUUGUUGAUCUUCCAGUACGUUUGUACUUGCCAAAGAAAGAAACCUCAAGACGAGCUGUAAUCUAUAUUCACGGUGACCUUUGUUUUGGAAGUCUCAAGAAUAUGGCUUUUGAUGCCCUGAAUAGAUGGACUGCAAAGAAAGUCGAUGUUGUUGUUGUAGGAGUGGACUAUAGACUAGCUCCUCAACACCACUUUCCAAUUCCAUAUGAAGAUUGCCUCACUGCGGUUAAGUUUUUUCUUCAAGAUGAAAUUCUUACAAAAUACGGAGUAGAUCCUACCUGAAUCUGUAUUUCAGGAGACAGUUCUGGGGGCAAUUUGGCAACAGGAGUGACACAACAGGUGCAGAAUGAUCUUGAAUUUUAACAUAAAGUCAAGAUACAAGCUCUAUUUUACCCUAGCUUACAGCUAAUUGAUUCCUAUGUGCCAUUUCACCAAGAAAAUGAGAAUGGUAUAGUUCUAACAAGGGACUUAGCCGUAAAACUCAUCAGUUUAUAUUUCAACAAGAAUGCAACAUUUCUCCAGGCAAUGAGAAGAAAUGAACAUAGGCCUCUGGAAUCAAGACAUCUGUUUAAGGUUGUUAACUGGAGUACUCUCUUACCCGAGAAGUUUAGAAAGGGUCAUGUUUAUACUGAACCAAUUCUUGGAAGACACAAUUAUUCAUUCCCAGCACUUAUGGAUAUCAGAGCUUCACCCUUGUUAGCCAAAGAUUCCUGGUUACAGAAUUUGCCACCAACCUAUAUUCUUACUUGUCAAUAUGAUAUUUUGAAGGAUGAUGGACUUAUGUAUGUUUCAAGACUUCAAAAUGUUGGAGUUCAAGUUACUCAUGACCAUAUUGAGAAUGGAAUCCAUGGAGCUUUAUCAUUCAUGGCAUCACCACUGUGUUUACAUCUAGGUUUCAGGAUAAGAGAUAUGUAUAUUAGUUGGCUGGAAAAUGAUUUAUAA